Solanum tuberosum (potato) is the source of this 1404-nucleotide messenger RNA. RefSeq names its product purine permease 1-like. The transcript is spliced from 2 exons. The record is from RefSeq and is a predicted model, not a curated record. Lineage: Eukaryota; Viridiplantae; Streptophyta; Magnoliopsida; Solanales; Solanaceae. Gene Ontology annotation, molecular function: purine nucleoside transmembrane transporter activity. Gene Ontology annotation, cellular component: membrane. Bases 153 to 1244 code for a protein of 363 amino acids.
AAUAUUUCCCUCUUUGGGUUAUACAUGUAACAUCACACUCAAUAAUUUCAUCAGAUGAGAGUCUCUCAUUUCUUGCAACUUGCUACCUAGUGCUACUACUAUAAUUAAGUAUAUACCCCCACAAAUACCUCUCAAACACAUCACAAAAAAUUAUGGGCAUGGAAAUAGAGCAAGAGGGAAACUAUGAUAAGCGUAAGAAAAUCAAGAAUUUCAUGUCAAUUAAAACACUUCUUAUUCUCAUAAAUUGUAUCUUCAUUUCAGUUGGCCAAAUAUCAGGUGUAUUACUUGUUAGAAUUUAUUACUUACAUGGUGGAAAAAGAAAGUGGUUGCAAGCAUUUUUGCUAACAGCAGGAUUCCCAAUCUUGAUUCUACCAAUUUCAAUUUCUUAUGUGAAAAAAAGAAAAAAAAUUACCAAUAAUAAUAAUAUUAGGCUUUUUGUCACACCUAAAUUAGCAAUAUUUAGUGCUAUUUUAGGUAUUCUUCUUGGUAUUUGUAGCUACCUCUACACUUUUGGCAUGUCAUAUCUUCCUGUUUCGAUUUCCUCUCUCCUCUCUUCAACGUCUCUAGCAUUCACCGCGAUUUUCGCGUAUUUCAUGGUGAAACAUAAGUUCACAGAUUAUUCCGUGAACGCGGUGGUGUUGAUGAUGCUAGGUUCGAUAAUAUUAGGGCUACAUAUGAAUGGAGAUCGUCCGAUAGGUGAAUCGAAUCGACGAUACACAUUAGGGUUUGUGAUGACACUUGUUGGUGCGGCUCUUCAUGGAUUUGUAAAUGCAGGAGUGGAGUAUAGUCAUGUUAAAGCUGGAGUUGUUGUCACGUUUGAUCUUGUUAUGCAAAUGCAGUUUCUUAUAUCAAUGUUCUCAGCUUUGUUUUGUAUCGUCGCAAUGAUUAUCAACAAAGAUUUCCAGGCCAUCACUAGAGAAGCUGAAGAAUUUGGAUUAGGGCAAAGAAAGUACUAUAUGAUAUUAGCAUUAACAGCAAUAUCUCUACAAACUAUGAUUAUUGGAAAUCUUGGGAUGAUUUUCUGCUCCUCAGCACUAUUAUCAGGGAUAGUAAAUGCUCUUCUUGUUCCAAUACAACAAAUAUUUGCUGUUAUGUUCUUGCCUGAAAGAUUCAAUUCUGAUAAGUGGAUGGCUUUAGCUAUGUGUCUUUGGGGUUUUGCUUCUUAUUUCUAUGGAGAAUAUAAAGAUAGCAUGACCAACAAGGUUACAAAAAACAAACAUGCUACCCUGCCAGACCAAGUUUAAGUAACAAUAAUGCUACUUCCUUCUUGUGUAUUCAGUGACGUAUGUAGAAUUUUAUGUUAAGUAAUGUAUUAGUAUUACAACUCUAUCAGUGUAAGAGUUUGGGUCGUUGGAUUCUUUUAAGACGUUUAUUUUCGAUCACAAAAUUGAUGUUUAUUUUGCA